UGCCACCGCCCCUCCCUCCUUGCCGCGCGGCGCUCUGACGUCAUCAUCGGGCGCCGCCGCCAUCAUGUCGCCGCGGAGCAGCCGCCGCACCGGCGCGCACCGCGCCCGCUCCCUGGGCCGCCAGGCCAAGGCGAAGCGGCGCCGCCGGGACCUGGACGAGAUCCACGCGGACCUGCGGCCCGAGGUCGCCGCCAAGCUGCUGCGGCAGGAGCCCGACCCCGACCUGCCGGGCUGCGCCCAGUUCUACUGCCUGCACUGCGCGCGCUACUUUGUGGAUCUGACCAGCAUGAAGGAGCACUUCAGGUCCAAGGUGCACAAGAAAAGGUUGAAACAGCUGAGUGAGGAGCCGUACACGCAGGAGGAGGCGGAGAGAGCAGCUGGCAUGGGAUCCUACAUCCCCCCGAAGAAGGUGGAAGUACAGACCCAGCCGAUUGAUGAAGAAAUCGAGAUGGAGGCAUCCAGCUGAGUGCAGGGGACUAACGAGCCAGGGCUGCCCUGUUUGCAGGUGCCUUUGUUACAGUGCUGCAAAAAGGGUGUCCUUUCACUGAGCCCUGUGAGGAAAACGAGCUCUAUCCAGCCUCCUAGCAACCAGAGCUAACAGUUUUCCUGGCAGCUUUCCUGGCUGAAGAGCUAAUGAGGAGAAGGCAGCCAGAGAGACCUUGGAUGCCCUCGCUGGGGAGGACGCUUGUGUACUGUGUGCCUGGCAGUGGGCUGUGCAUUCUCCUUCCUGGGGAAGGGACAAGCAGCAUCUUGGUGUAAACGUUAGCACAACUGUGCACUCAUCUCUCUGGUUUUAGAGCAGUUUUAGAUACUUCUCCCUGGGUUCAAGGUUGACACCUGUAGGUCACCCAUUAAAGUACGUUAAUUGGUCGGC
This is a messenger RNA of Dromaius novaehollandiae (emu), 874 nucleotides long. It is a transcript of the gene ZNF593, whose product is annotated as zinc finger protein 593. The transcript has 3 exons. The record is from RefSeq and is a predicted model, not a curated record. Lineage: Eukaryota; Metazoa; Chordata; Aves; Casuariiformes; Dromaiidae. Bases 65 to 466 code for a protein of 133 amino acids. Gene Ontology annotation, molecular function: zinc ion binding; nucleic acid binding.